UACUCGUGAAACAAUCACCGACAGAUAGAACCUCUCGACUGCUUCCCUUCACCUAAGACUUCUCUCUGUCAACUAAUUUGCAGUGUCUUACACGCCCCGUUAUUUCCUUCUAACUAGUUUCCUUCAUUUUCCCAAUUUCAUAAAAGCUUGGACUGCUCCAGUUUAUUAAAAACAAAAAAAUUGAUUAUUAAAUUGUUUUAUGAUUAUUAGGCUAAUAGCGACGUAAACCUGAGGGGUUAGAUCGUCGAAGGCCCAGUUGGUGCAUGUGUAGCGUAUAUAUAAAAACAAGGGUCUUUGAAUCUUGAGCCCCUCAUUCUUCGGCGAAAUACCUUCUCUCUUCUUCCUCUUCUUCUUCUGCAUCUUUCUUUUACAGGAGGACUGCAUAGUCUAUAUAAAAGGAAGCGUCUUCGAGUCUUUAUUUUGAUCACUAUAAACUUAAAUUUCAAUUCUAUCCGCAGGGUCUUUGAAGUCUGAAUCUUGAGCCCCUCAUUCUUCAGCAAAACACCUUCUCUCUUCUUCUUCUGCUUCUCUCUUUGGCAAGACGACUGCUAGGCGAUCCAUUUUAUAGCAUAUAAAAAUGGUGAAGAUUUGUUGUAUUGGAGCUGGCUAUGUCGGUGGCCCCACCAUGGCUGUGAUUGCACUAAAGUGUCCAGAAAUUGAAGUAGCUGUAGUUGACAUUUCUGUUGCACGAAUCAAUGCCUGGAACAGUGACCAACUCCCCAUCUAUGAGCCAGGCCUAGAUGAUGUGGUGAAGGAGCGCCGAGGAAAAAACCUUUUCUUCAGCACUGAUGUCGAGAAGCAUGUUUCGGAAGCUGAUAUUGUAUUUGUAUCAGUUAACACCCCAACCAAAACCCAAGGGCUUGGAGCUGGUAAAGCAGCUGACUUGACCUAUUGGGAGAGUGCUGCUAGAAUGAUUGCAGAUGUGUCAAAAUCAGACAAAAUUGUUGUCGAGAAAUCAACAGUUCCUGUGAAAACAGCUGAGGCAAUCGAAAAGAUUUUGACACACAACAGCAAAGGUAUCAACUUUCAGAUUCUCUCUAACCCAGAGUUCCUUGCUGAGGGAACUGCCAUCGAAGACCUUUUCAAACCAGACCGUGUUCUUAUUGGUGGUAGGGAGACUCCAGAAGGACAAAAAGCAAUUCAAGCACUGAAAGACGUUUAUGCCCAUUGGGUCCCUGUGGAACAGAUCAUAUGCACCAAUCUCUGGUCUGCUGAGCUCUCGAAACUCGCUGCAAAUGCCUUUUUGGCACAAAGGAUUUCCUCUGUGAAUGCUAUGUCAGCUCUAUGUGAGGCCACUGGUGCAGAUGUAACCCAAGUGUCACAUGCUGUUGGUAAGGACACAAGGAUCGGGCCUAAGUUCUUGAAUGCAAGUGUAGGAUUUGGUGGAUCUUGUUUCCAGAAAGAUAUCUUGAACUUGGUCUAUAUUUGUGAGUGCAAUGGCCUUCCUGAGGUUGCAAAUUACUGGAAACAGGUUAUUAAGGUGAAUGACUACCAAAAGAAUCGUUUCGUGAAUCGGGUGGUUUCUUCUAUGUUUAACACAGUUUCAGGUAAGAAAAUUGCAAUUUUGGGAUUUGCUUUUAAGAAAGACACAGGUGAUACUAGGGAGACCCCAGCUAUCGAUGUUUGUAACGGCUUGUUGGGCGACAAAGCACAAUUGAGUAUAUAUGACCCACAGGUUUCGCAUGACCAGAUUCAAAGGGAUCUCUCUAUGAAGAAAUUUGAUUGGGAUCAUCCCAUUCAUCUUCAGCCGAUGAGUCCGUCAACAGUCAAGCAAGUUAGUCAUGCUUGGGAUCCUUAUGAGGCAACAAAAGGUGCUCACGGUAUCUGCAUCUUGACCGAGUGGGAUGAGUUUAAGUCUCUUGAUUAUCAGAAGAUUUAUGAUAAUAUGCAGAAGCCUGCAUUUGUAUUUGAUGGGCGUAAUGUCGUGGAUGCUGAUAAACUGAGGAAGAUCGGGUUUAUUGUUUACGCCAUUGGUAAGCCACUUGAUCCAUGGCUGAAGGACAUGCCUGCUAUUGCAUAAAUUCCUAACUGCAUGACCUGGCUUGUGACCAGUUGUCCUGUACAAGUGUUUUAUUUUUUUUUCUCCUUUUGAUCUUUGGCCUUUUGCUUAUGUUGUUGUUUUGCGAUUCAGUGAUUAUUAUUUUGUAAUGAAUCCGAUAGCACAAUCAUGUUGAGAUCCCGCUUGAUUAAUAGCGUAUCUGAAUGUGUUCUUUUUGGUUUAAUGUAAUAAAAGCAGAAACCUGAGAAAUUAUACUA
Molecule: messenger RNA, 2256 nt
Organism: Ricinus communis (castor bean)
Lineage: Eukaryota; Viridiplantae; Streptophyta; Magnoliopsida; Malpighiales; Euphorbiaceae
Product: UDP-glucose 6-dehydrogenase 4
Exons: 2
Coding region: 578-2020 (480 amino acids)
Biological process (GO): glycosaminoglycan biosynthetic process
Cellular component (GO): nucleus; cytosol
Molecular function (GO): NAD binding; UDP-glucose 6-dehydrogenase activity
Source: RefSeq, a predicted model, not a curated record